AUGAAAGAGAAUCCUCCGACAAGAAGAGGCAUUCUAUCGACUGUGUCUGCUGUGUUUGAUCCACUUGGAUUAAUUGGUCCCUACAUUUUACAGGGGAAGCGAAUCCUCCAGAAUGUCUGCGCAGAAGUAAAGGACUGGGACGAACCGUUAAAUGACGAUACAAUCCAACAUUGGAUAUCUUGGAAAGAGCAACUUCGGUACCUCAGCAACAUUAAAAUUAGUAGAUGCUAUAAGGCACCUAAUGCAACUGGAAAGGUGUCUUCUGUUGAACUUCACCACUUUAGUGAUGCAUCCACUUCAGGAUAUGGUCAGUGUUCGUACCUAAGACUAGUGCACGAAGAUGGGACUGUAAGAGUAUCACUUGUCAUGAGCAAAUGCAGAGUAACACCCUUAAAAAGAAUGACAAUACCGAGGCUAGAGUUAACGGCAGCCAUGGUAUCUGCAAGGAUAGCAAGGAUUCUAAGAGAAGAGCUGAAAUAUCCCAAUCUAGUUGAGCCCUUUUGGUCAGAUAGUAAGGUGGCACUAGGCUAUAUAAGCAAUGAGUCCAGACGCUUUCAUGUUUUUGUGGCCAACAGAGUACAAACUAUCCAUAAUCUCAGCGAGCCAACCCAGUGGCACUACAUUGCCUCUGAAGAAAACCCAGCAGACAUCGCCUCACGUGGCAGCUCUGUAGAGGAAUUGUUGGAUUGUGAUCUAUGGUGGCAAGGGCCUAAGUUCCUCAGUGAGCUGAUUUACAAAAUCGAAGAUUAUCCACCAGAACCAAUACAUGAUACAGAUGUUGAAGUAAAGAGGGUAAGAGUUCAGGCCACCCAUGUUAGUGUACAAACGAUUCCAGAGAUGUUAAAGCGAUACUCCAGCUGGAGCCGAGCAAGCAGAGUUCUUGCUCUAUGUAUUGUUUUCUCAUACAAAUGCAGAAGUUGGAAAAUAAGUGGAGAUCUCACAACUCAGGACAUUGACAGAGCCAAGAAACUAAUGGUAAAAGCUACUCAGCAUAACCAAUAUAAGGAACUUGAUAAGUUGACCCGGCUAGAUCCUGUGGUGGACCAAGAUGGCCUUAUUAGG
This is a messenger RNA of Anneissia japonica, 1062 nucleotides long. RefSeq lists its product as uncharacterized. Lineage: Eukaryota; Metazoa; Echinodermata; Crinoidea; Comatulida; Comatulidae. The annotation marks the transcript as partial. The record is from RefSeq and is a predicted model, not a curated record. The transcript has a single exon.